ACACAUUUAUCUCUAUAUAUCCACUUCCACGCUCUCUCUCUUAAAACAACAACGUCUCAUUCACCACACUUGCCCCACAAUCAAACUUUUCAAAUCUGUUUUACGUUCUCUUUGGCAUGAUUACUGAACCAGAUUCAAUUAAGUUAUCGUUCGUAAUUUGAAUGAUUUGAACAGAGAUCGGCGAGAUUCGGUUAGUAGAUCGAGUUGAGAUUUAGAAGAAAUGGAGCAGAAGCACAUUUUGUUGUCGGCAUUGAGCGUUGGUGUAGGCGUAGGCGUAGGAUUAGGGCUCGGAGUGAACAAGUGGAGUAGCGGCAGCGUGGACGACGGUGUCACGGCGGCGCAAAUUGAGCACGAGCUUUUCCGGCUUAUUGUUGACGGUAAAGAUGAGAAGGAUACGCUUAAGGAGUUUCCUUAUUAUCUCAGUGAGCGAACACGGUGGUUGUUAACAAGUGCUGCAUAUGUUCAUUUGAAACACUUGGAUGUUUCAAAGUAUACCAGAAAUCUUUCACCUGCAAGUAGGGCUAUAUUACUCUCAGGACCUGCUGAAUUUUAUCAUCAAAAGCUUGCAAAGGCUCUGUCACAUGACUUUGAAGCAAAGCUGUUGAUGUUAGACAUCGUAAACUUUUCUGUAAAGAUGCAAAGCAAGUACGGCCUUAAGAAAGACUCUUCUGGUAAAAGGUCCAUCUCAGACAUGGCCUUGGAGCAAGUGUCCAGUUUACUUGGAUCUUUCUCAACAGCUAAGGAAGAUGGUGGAGGAGCUUCAAGUAAGCAAAGCAGUGGCACAGUUGCCAAAUCUAGGAGUACCGAAACCGUUAAUCAUCCAACAAAGCAUCAUAGAAAUGCCUCUGUUUCUUCUGAUGCAGGUGCCAUCAGUUCUCCCAGCCCUUCAAAUUUAGCUUCUGUCAAGCGUGUAAGCAACUGUCCUUUUGACGAGAGAGAUUUCUUGCAAGCACUAUACAAGGUUUUAGUCUCUUUUUCCGAAACAAAUGGGAUCAUUCUUUAUAUAAAAGACAUAGAGCGGUUUCUUCAAUCCCCACGGACGUAUCAACUGUUCGAAAAAAUGUUGAAAAAACUAUCAGGGUCAACAUUAGUUCUUGGUUCCAGGAUGGUGGAUGCAUAUGACGAAACUACAAAUACAAAAGUCAACGAGAAAAUUGCUUCCUUGUUUCCUUACAAUAUUGAAAUAAAACCUCCUGAAGAUGAGUGCCAUCUCAUAAACUGGAAAGCACAAUUAGAAGAGCAAAUGAAGGACAUACAGUUUGAAGAGAACAAAAAUCAUAUUGCUGAGGUGUUAGCAGCAAACGACCUCGAGUGUGACGAUUUAGGUUCAAUCUGUCACGCGGACACAAUGUUUAUCAGUAAUUACAUUGAAGAAAUAGUCGUUUCUGCACUUUCGUUUCAUUUGAUGAGUGAAAAAAAUCCGGAGUACCGAAAUGGAAAGCUCAUCAUAUCAUCUACCAGUUUGUCACAUGGAUUGAACAUCUUCCAAGAGGGUUAUGGUGGAAAAGAUACUCUGAAGCUGGAAACAAACGCUGACUCAUCAAAGGGACCAAAUGGAGAAGAAAAUGCUGCAUCAAAAUCCGAUAACAAAAACGAGACAGAAAAAUCAGUUCCUCCAAAACCGGAGGUCCCCGACAACGAAUUUGAAAAACGCAUAAGACCCGAAGUUAUCCCAGCGAACGAGAUCGGUGUAACAUUUGCAGACAUUGGAGCGUUAGAUGAGAUAAAAGAAUCACUUCAAGAACUAGUAAUGCUUCCUCUUAGAAGACCAGACCUUUUCAAUGGAGGUCUUCUUAAACCCUGCCGUGGAAUAUUACUAUUCGGCCCUCCGGGCACUGGCAAAACGAUGCUGGCAAAAGCAAUCGCGAAUGAAGCUGGAGCCAGCUUUAUAAACGUAUCAAUGUCAACAAUAACGUCGAAAUGGUUUGGGGAAGAUGAGAAGAAUGUGAGAGCUUUGUUCUCUCUAGCUGCCAAAGUUUCUCCAACUAUAAUAUUUGUGGAUGAGGUUGAUAGUAUGCUUGGUCAGCGAACCAGAGUUGGCGAACAUGAAGCCAUGAGGAAGAUUAAAAACGAGUUUAUGUCACAUUGGGAUGGAUUGUUGACUAAACCUGGUGAACGGAUUCUUGUUCUUGCUGCCACGAAUAGACCGUUUGAUCUUGAUGAAGCCAUCAUUAGACGGUUUGAGCGCAGAAUCAUGGUGGGUCUACCGUCGGUUGAAAGCAGAGAAACAAUAUUGAAAACGCUCCUUGCAAAAGAAAAGGUAGACGACUUGGACUUUAAGGAGCUUGCAGUAAUGACGGAAGGAUAUAGCGGAAGCGAUCUUAAGAAUUUGUGUGUAACAGCAGCUUAUCGACCUGUGAGAGAGCUAAUGCAGCAAGAGAAGCAAAAAGAUAUUGAGAAGAAAGGCGAUGAGGAAGAGAGCGAAAGUGUGAUUAAACUGAGAGCUUUAAACAUGGAAGAUAUGAGGCAGGCAAAGAAUCAGGUGGCAGCAAGUUUUGCUGGGGAGGGAUGUGUAAUGGGUGAGCUGAAACAGUGGAAUGAGUUAUAUGGUGAAGGGGGUUCAAGAAAGAAAGAACAGUUGACGUACUUCCUAUAAAUGGUAAUGCCAAUCCGAAAGUGUUGUUUAUUGUUGUUGUUGGAGUUGAAAUGUGAAAUGUAACAUAAUUAUGUUUAUCGAUUUAUUUUGUAAUACAUCUAGACAGUGGACUGAGGAUUGGAAAUUAUUAAGUCAUUUUGUUGUAAAUUAUAUGGUUUGAUUUUUGGUUGA
Messenger RNA from Helianthus annuus (common sunflower), 2767 nucleotides. RefSeq lists its product as uncharacterized. The transcript is spliced from 16 exons. NCBI's taxonomy places the organism in Eukaryota, Viridiplantae, Streptophyta, Magnoliopsida, Asterales, Asteraceae. Bases 221 to 2596 code for a protein of 791 amino acids. The record is from RefSeq and is a predicted model, not a curated record. Gene Ontology annotation, molecular function: ATP binding; ATP hydrolysis activity. Gene Ontology annotation, cellular component: mitochondrial outer membrane.